Messenger RNA from Daucus carota subsp. sativus, 6280 nucleotides. RefSeq names its product callose synthase 5. The coding region runs from base 199 to 6009 and encodes 1936 amino acids. Gene Ontology annotation, molecular function: 1,3-beta-D-glucan synthase activity. Lineage: Eukaryota; Viridiplantae; Streptophyta; Magnoliopsida; Apiales; Apiaceae. The transcript has 42 exons. Gene Ontology annotation, cellular component: plasma membrane; 1,3-beta-D-glucan synthase complex. Gene Ontology annotation, biological process: (1->3)-beta-D-glucan biosynthetic process. The record is from RefSeq and is a predicted model, not a curated record.
CAAAAUCUUCACCAUUCAUCAAAACCUAAUUACUCAGAACUUUGCAUGCAAAAUCAUCAAAAGACAGACACACAUGCAAAAAAUUGCUGUGUUUGUUCUGAUCUGACCACAGCAAGCUACUGCACACAUUUAUUUAAAUUUGAGUAUGAGCUUUUUCAUCAUUCAUUGAAAGCUUAUUAAUUAAAAAAUAAAUAAAAGAUGUCUGGACCCGGGAACGGACAAGGCCACGGGCCUGGCCAUGAUCAUCCAACAAUGCCAGCGGCGGCAGCAGCAACAACAACAGCACAACCGAGCCUAAUGAGACGUGCUUCGCGCAGCUCAGCCGCCACCACUUUUUCCAUGGAGGUUUUCGACAAUGAGGUUGUCCCUUCCUCCCUCCAGUCUAUUGCUCCAAUCCUGCGUGUUGCCACCGAGAUCCAGCCUGAGCGUCCUCGUGUUGCAUAUCUCUGUCGAUUUUAUGCAUUUGAGAAAGCACAUAGAUUAGACCCGAGUUCAAGUGGGCGUGGUGUCCGGCAAUUUAAAACAGGACUUCUUCAGCGUCUGGAACGGGACAAUGCCUCGAGUCUUGCUUCUAGAGUGAAGAAGACUGAUGCCAGAGAAAUUGAGAGUUAUUAUGGACAAUAUUAUGAGAAUUAUGUUAGAGCACUUGACAAAGGAGAGCAAGCUGACAGAGCUCAACUUGGAAAAGCAUAUCGGACAGCUGAAGUUCUGUUCGAAGUGCUUUGUGCUGUUAACAAGACUGAAAAAGUCGAAGAAGUUGCUCCGGAGAUUAUGGCUGCAGCAAAAGAUGUCCAGUCAAAGAAGGAAAUUUAUGCUCCCUUUAACAUUCUACCCCUAGAUUCUGCGGGGUCAUCACAGGCCAUCAUGCAGCUUGAAGAGGUAAAGGCGGCCGUGGGUGCACUACUGAAUACUCGUGGUUUAAAUUUCCCGUCUUCAUUUGAUAAGCAAAGUAAAUCAGGGAAUUUGGAUGUUUUAGAUUGGCUGAGGGCCAUGUUCGGAUUUCAGAGUGACAGUGUCAGGAACCAGCGGGAACAUUUAAUUUUGCUGCUUGCCAACAUGCACAUUAGGCUGCAUCCCAAGCCUGAGCCACUUAACAAGCUGGAUGAUCGAGCAGUUGAUGCUGUAAUGACCAAACUAUUUAAAAACUAUAAAACAUGGUGCAAGUACUUAGGGAAAAAACACAGUUUACGGCUCCCUCAAGGACAACAAGAAGUUCAACAACGAAAGAUUCUUUACAUGGGCCUUUAUCUUCUGAUUUGGGGUGAAGCAGCUAAUGUGCGCUUCAUGCCAGAAUGCCUAUGCUAUAUUUUCCAUAAUAUGGCUUAUGAACUUCAUGGUCUGUUGGCGGGAAAUGUCAGCAUUGUGACUGGUGAAAACAUCAAGCCUUCUUAUGGAGGAGAUAAUGAGUCUUUCUUGCGGAAGGUCAUAACUCCCAUUUAUCGAGUAAUUGACCAGGAGGCCAAAAAGAGCAAAAACGGAAAAGCUUCUCACACAGCUUGGUGCAAUUAUGAUGAUUUAAAUGAGUAUUUUUGGUCAUCUGAUUGCUUUUCGUUGGGUUGGCCGAUGCGUGAUGAUGGCGAUUUCUUUAAAUCAACACGGGACACACAUGGUAAACACGGUUCACAAAAAAAUCCUGGAACCUUAGGAAAGUCAUAUUUUGCUGAGACCCGUUCAUUUUGGCAUAAUUUUCGAAGCUUUGAUCGUUUGUGGACAUUUUUUAUUCUGGGAUUACAGAUUUUGUUUAUUGUGGCAUGGCCUGAAAAACCAUUAAACAAAGUUUUCACCAGUAGAGUCUUAUACAAAAUGUCCAGCAUUUUCAUCACUGCAGCCUUACUUCGCUUUUUACAGAGUGUGCUGGACCUAAUACUGAACUUCCCUGGGUAUCAUAGAUGGAAAUUCACCGAUGUCCUCAGAAACAUUCUUAAGGUCAUUAUUAGCCUGGCAUGGUCCAUCGCUCUUCCCGUGUGUUAUUUUCGACCAAAGAACUCAGUGAAUAUUGGAUCAUUUCAAGACUAUUUGUCAAACUACGAUCAGUUCAACAGCAUUCCUCAAUUAUACAUCUUAGCUGUGUGUUUGUAUUUAGUUCCAAAUGCUCUGGCAGCUUUGUUGUUUAUAUUUCCAAUGUUGAGGCGAUGGAUUGAGAACUCAGACUGGCUCAUAAUUAGGUUACUUCUCUGGUGGUCACAGCCUAGAAUAUAUGUUGGAAGAGGAAUGCAUGAAAGUCAAUUUACACUUUUAAAGUAUACCUUCUUUUGGAUAGCACUUUUAUGUUGCAAGUUUUCAUUUAGCUACUUUGUCACGAUUAGACCUCUUGUAAAGGCAAUAAAAGAUGUGAUGGAUAUUAAAGGAGUUAAAUAUGCUUGGCAUGAAUUUUUCCCAAAUGCCAACGAUAACCUUGGAGCUGUUGUAUCACUAUGUGCACCAGUAGUCUUGGUUUACUUUAUGGACAUUCAGAUAUGGUAUGCAAUAUUCUCAACUUUGUGUGGUGGUGCUAUAGGGGCUUUUGAUCGGUUAGGAGAGAUACGUACUCUGAUGAUGCUAAGGUCAAGAUUCCAGUCUUUGCCCGGUGCAUUUAACACAUAUCUGGUGCCUUCUGAUAAUGCCAAGAGAAAGAAAUUUUCUCUCUCUAAGAGUUUCUCAGAGAUAACACCAGAUAGGAGAAGUGAAGCUGCAAAAUUUGCUCAGUUAUGGAAUGAAUUUAUAUGUUCUUUCCGUGAAGAAGAUCUCAUAAGUGACAGGGAGAUGGAUAUGCUAAUGGUCCCAUAUACUUCAGAUCCCAGCCUUAAAAUGUUUCAGUGGCCACCUUUUUUGCUUGCUAGCAAGAUCCCAAUUGCAUUGGACAUGGCAGUUCAAUUUCGGUCCCGGGACUCUGAUCUGUGGAAGCGUAUAUGUGCGGAUGAAUAUAUGAAAUCUGCUGUUAUAGAAUGUUACGAGUCCUUUAAACUUGUCUUGAAUGCUUUGGUUGUUGGAGAAACUGAGAAAAGGAUAAUUGGGAAUAUCAUUAAGGAGGUUGAAAGUAACAUAUCCAGAAACACCUUUCUUACAAACUUUAAAAUGGGUCCUUUACCUACUCUUUGCCAAAAAUUUGUGAAGCUUGUGGAGAUUUUGAAAGCCGCUGAUUCUUCCAAGCGAGACACCGUAGUUUUGUUACUUCAAGAUAUGUUAGAAGUUGUAACCCGUGACAUGAUGGUUAAUGAAAAUCGUGAAAUAACAGAAUAUGGAAAUAGUAGCAAGGAUUCCGGAAGGCAACUUUUUGAUAAGAGUGACUCACGUUCUGCUAUUGUAUUCCCCCCUCCGGUUUCAGCACAGUGGGAGGAAAAGUUGAGGCGGCUGUAUCUCCUUCUAACUGUAAAAGAAUCUGCUAUUGACGUGCCAACAAACCUCGAAGCGCGACGAAGGAUUACAUUCUUCACAAAUUCACUAUUCAUGGAUAUGCCACGUGCACCUCGAGUGCGCAAAAUGCUCUCAUUUAGUGUUAUGACUCCUUACUACAGUGAGGAGACUGUGUAUUCGAGAAAUGACCUUGAGAUGGAGAAUGAAGAUGGUGUUUCAAUUAUAUAUUACCUGCAAAAAAUUUUCCCAGAUGAAUGGGAUAACUUUCUGGAGCGUGUGAACUGUAGUGAUGAGGAAGAGGUUUUCGAGAGUGAGGAGAAUAUUUUGCAGCUACGUCAUUGGGUGUCCUUGAGAGGGCAAACACUCUGCAGAACAAUACGGGGAAUGAUGUAUUACAGAAGAGCUCUAAGACUUCAGGCUUUUCUUGACAUGGCUGAUGAAAAAGAGAUACUGGAGGGAUACAAAGCUAUCACCAUUCCAUCAGAGGAGGAUAAAAAAAGUAAGAGAUCAUUGUAUGCUCAAUUGGAGGCUGUCGCUGACAUGAAGUUCACCUACGUUGCUACAUGCCAGAACUAUGGAAAUCAGAAGCGGCAAGGAGAUCGCCGUGCUACAGAUAUUCUGAAUUUGAUGGUUAACAAUCCAUCCCUUCGUGUUGCAUAUAUUGAUGAAGUUGAAGAAAGAGAAGGUUCAAAAAUACAAAAAGUCUAUUAUUCUGUAUUGGUAAAAGCGGUUAAUAAUCUGGACCAGGAAAUCUACCGCAUAAAGUUGCCAGGUUCAGCAAAGAUCGGAGAGGGAAAGCCUGAAAAUCAAAAUCAUGCUAUAGUUUUCACUCGAGGGGAAGCUCUUCAAGCCAUUGAUAUGAACCAGGAUAAUUACUUGGAAGAAGCUUUUAAAAUGCGGAACCUGCUAGAGGAAUUUAAUGAGGAUCAUGGAGUGCGUCCACCUUCAAUUUUGGGUGUUCGUGAACAUAUUUUCACUGGAAGUGUUUCUUCUUUGGCCUGGUUUAUGUCAAAUCAAGAAACAAGUUUUGUGACCAUCGGUCAAAGAGUUCUUGCUAGACCACUAAAGGUUCGGUUCCACUAUGGGCAUCCUGAUGUGUUCGAUAGAAUUUUCCAUAUUACCCGUGGAGGUAUCAGCAAAUCUUCUAGGGGCAUAAAUUUAAGCGAGGAUAUUUUUGCAGGUUUCAAUUCAACACUGAGACGUGGUAAUGUUACCCACCAUGAAUAUAUCCAAGUCGGCAAGGGAAGGGAUGUAGGGCUUAACCAAAUCUCACUUUUCGAAGCUAAAGUGGCAUGCGGUAAUGGAGAGCAGACACUUAGCCGAGAUAUUUACAGACUAGGCCAUCGUUUUGACUUCUUCAGGAUGCUGUCUUUUCAUUUUACAACAACUGGAUUUUACGUCAGUGCAAUGAUAGUUGUCUUCACAGUUUAUGCAUAUUUAUAUGGGAGAAUUUACCUAGCAUUGAGCGGAUUAGAGGCAGCAAUAGAUAAAUUUGCACGGCAUAAGGGGGAUCAAGCUCUGAAGACGGCUAUGGGUUCACAGUCUGUUGCUCAACUUGGUUUGCUGAUGGCCUUGCCCAUGAUCAUGGAGAUUGGUCUUGAGAGGGGGUUCAGAAGUGCUAUUGGAGACCUUAUUAUAAUGCAGCUCCAACUGGCACCUGUCUUCUUUACUUUCUCUCUGGGGACAAAGGUUCACUAUUAUGGUCGCACAGUUUUACAUGGUGGGGCUAAAUAUAGAGCUACAGGACGUGGUUUUGUAGUGAGACACGAGAAAUUUGCUGAGAAUUACAGAAUGUACUCUAGGAGUCAUUUUACAAAAGGGAUGGAGAUGUUGGUAUUACUUAUCAUAUAUCUACUAUAUGGUAAAACUGCUCGGGAUUCAGUAACUUACAUGUUCAUCACUUUCUCAAUGUGGUUUAUGGUAAUUUCAUUCCUGUUCGCUCCUUUCCUUUUCAACCCUUCGGGAUUCGAGUGGCAGAAAAUAGUGGAAGACUUUGAUGAUUGGUCAAAGUGGAUUAGUAACCACGGUGGUAUUGGUGUUCCAGCAGUCAAAAGUUGGGAGUCGUGGUGGGAUGAGGAACAGGAACACUUGCAGUCUACCGGGUUUAUUGGACGACUUAUUGAAGUUGUACUAGCUAUCCGCUUCUUCCUAUACCAGUACGGAGUUGUUUAUCAUCUUGAUGUUGCAAAUAAUAAUAAAGGCAUUGUGGUUUAUGGCUUGUCUUGGCUGGUUAUCCUUGCAGUGGUGGUCGUCUUAAAGAUUGUUUCAAUGGGUCGAAAAAAGUUCAGCGCAGAUUUUCAGUUGAUGUUCAGACUUCUCAAACUUGUCAUGUUUUUCGGGAUCAUAGUCGUUCUUGUUCUGCUGUUCUUAUUUUUGAAUCUUACUGUGGGUGACAUCUUCGCCAGCUUACUAGCUUUCUUGCCAACUGGAUGGGCUCUUCUACAGAUAGCGCAAGCUUGCAGGCCAAUAGUUAAGGGGUUGGGAAUGUGGGGGUCUGUGAAAGCUCUGGCAAGGGGGUAUGAUUACUUGAUGGGGCUGCUCAUAUUUCUUCCAGUUGCCAUCCUAGCUUGGUUCCCCUUCAUGUACGAUUUCCAGAGCAGGUUGCUUUUCAACCAAGCAUUCAGUAGAGGACUUCAAAUUCAGCGUAUUCUGGCUGGUGGCAAGAAGCAGAAGUGAGUUUAUAUCGCCAAUGGCUUAGCUCAUUACUCCUCAUUGGAUGUAGAAUAUCCAGAUUAAGGCUCGGGGUUUCUGGAUUAAUGCAUACAUGGAUUCUAAAUGAAACUAAAUUGUCAAGACACUGACACCAGCACCACCUCGCCCCAGGACAUCUCUCAUCACAACUCUCUGUGCAGACUUCACACUGCAUUAUUAUACAUGAUGAUCCAUCAUGUGCAAUUAUCACACAUCCCCGUAUUGGUUCAUAAUUUUUUUACCGGGGUGUAUUCAG